This is a messenger RNA of Amyelois transitella, 2362 nucleotides long. Its product is annotated as glucose dehydrogenase [FAD, quinone]-like. The record is from RefSeq and is a predicted model, not a curated record. Lineage: Eukaryota; Metazoa; Arthropoda; Insecta; Lepidoptera; Pyralidae. The transcript is spliced from 5 exons. Bases 35 to 2026 code for a protein of 663 amino acids. Gene Ontology annotation, molecular function: flavin adenine dinucleotide binding; oxidoreductase activity, acting on CH-OH group of donors.
AAAAAGAUUAUUCUUCGUUUCUUCGAUUUUCAAAAUGAAACUUAACUUUUUAAUACUCUCAUUAAUAUUCGGAGUAAAAUGUUCAAAUGACGAUAAUACCGUAGAUGACGACGUCUGGUCAAGUACGGGUACAAAGAAAGGGAAGUUAUUUUGGCCUUACCACGAAUCUGUUAUAGAUGCUAUUUACAAUACUGCCAAACAUGGACCGAAAAAAAACAUUGGCAAUUAUUUUGAUUUCCUACGAGAUCCCUACGGACUACCCCCUGGACUUUCAUCCCCACUCCCCGAAUACGACUUCAUCAUAGUAGGUGCUGGAUCAGCCGGCAGUGUGCUAGCAUCUCGGCUAUCGGAAGACAGGAACACUACUGUUCUACUGCUGGAAGCUGGCAAGCCAGAGAUGCUGCUUACAGAUAUACCAGCAAUGGCUCCCUACUUCCAGGCUACUGACUACACCUGGCAAUACUACAUGGAGCCCCAGCCUGGAGUUUGUUUGGGUAUGGAAAACCAGCGAUGCUUUUGGCCACGGGGUAAGGCAGUGGGAGGGACCAGUGUCAUCAAUUACAUGAUCUACACGAGAGGAAGGCCGCAAGAAUGGGACAGAAUAGCGGCAGAUGGCAAUUAUGGAUGGUCCUACAAUGAUGUCCUUGAAUAUUAUAAAAAAUCUGAAAAGGCCAAGCUUGAUGGAUAUGAAAAUAGUCCAACUCGGAACAAAGAUGGUAAAAUGCCAGUGGAGUUUGUGCAAAGAAGAACCAAAUUAAUAAAGGCGUUUUUAGAAGCUGGAAAACUACUUGGACAUCCAACAAUAGACUACAAUUCUCCGGAUGAACUUGGUUUUGGGCACGUCCAAGUAACAAUUGAAAAUGGCCACAGACAAAGUGCGGCAAAAGUAUUUCUACACAAACAUAAAAACCGACGAAAUCUCCACAUCCUCCCAGAAAGCACUGUUGCAAGAGUACUAAUUGAUGCACAGACCAAAACAGCAACUGGAGUUGAAUUUAUAAGAAAAGGAAAAACACAUGUCAUCAAGGCUAGGAAAGAAGUAAUUGUGUCCUCUGGGCCCAUAGCCUCACCUCAGCUUCUGAUGCUGUCUGGUAUAGGUCCCAAAGACCACCUCAUAUCAAAGGGUAUACAUGUUAUACAAGACCUUCCUGUCGGUCAAACUUUAUAUGAUCAUAUAUGCUUCCCGGGCGCAAUAUUCGAGCUUAACACAACAGGAGUUACGCUAAGCGAGAACAGAGCCUUAGAUCUAUCCUCUAUUUUCUCUUGGCUUAGAGAUGGUGAUAGUGACUUGGCAAGUCCUGGUGCAGUAGAAGGAAUAGGGUAUAUAAAAACUCCUGUCUCCAGCGAUCCUGAACCGAUUCCCGACAUAGAACUAAUCAGUAUUGGAGGAUCAAUAUUAGCAGAUGGAGGACCUGGUGGAAGCAAGGCUGUUCGAAAAGGAAUGAGAAUAAGAGAAGAAGUUUUUAAUGAAGCAUUCGGACCAAUAGAUAACAAAGACGCGUGGAGUGCAUUUCCCAUGCUGCUACACCCGAAAUCUGUGGGUCGUUUGGAGUUAAAAGAUCGAAAUCCAUUCAGUCAUCCCAGAAUGUAUGGAAAUUAUUUGAGUGAUCCAAGUGAUGUAGCAACAUUUGUGGCAGCCAUACGCCACAUUCAGGCAUUGGUUGCUACGGAGCCAUUUCAAAAGUUCGGGGCACGAGUUUACCCAGCAAACUAUCCAGCUUGUCGUUCUACUGUGUUUGACUCGGAUGAAUACUGGGAAUGCGCUAUUCGGACACUGACUGCGACUCUUCAUCACCAGAUUGCAACUUGCCGUAUGGGACCCGUUGGCGAUCCAUUAGCUGUAGUAGAUCCGGAACUACGUGUACACGGUAUUUCAAGUUUACGUGUAGUGGAUUCAAGUGUGAUACCACGCACAAUUUCAGCACAUACUAAUGCACCGGCGAUAAUGAUCGGAGAAAAAGCUGCGGACAUGAUAAAAGACAGUUGGAGUGCUAACAAGAAAGUGUAUCGAUAUAAUAAUAAGUAAAUCUGAGAACCAAAAGUAAGUACCAUAAGAAGACGUAUAGGAAAUAAAUGUCGACGACACGACGUCUGAUUAGUUACGCUUGUUAUAAUUUACUCCUCAUUUUAAAACAGCUCAGAAACAAUGUAUAGCAAAUUGUAAAAUAAUUUUAAGGAACCCUAAUCUUAAGUUUAGUAUUACAUUAAAAUUAGUAUUACAUUUAAUUAAAGUAAUCUUCUGUAAGUAUGUAAUAUAUCCAUCAUACAGCUUUUGACAUAUGAUAAAUUUAUGUUCGGCGUUACCACCAGUCGAAGUGAAAGUAAAGUUUGCAAUCAAGCUAUCAAUAUCGCUUCAACCCAC